Messenger RNA from Entrophospora candida, 319 nucleotides. NCBI's taxonomy places the organism in Eukaryota, Fungi, Glomeromycota, Glomeromycetes, Entrophosporales, Entrophosporaceae. The record is from the annotation of a GenBank genome assembly.
AUGGUAAAAUGGGCAGCGACAGCAGCAGGUGUUUUGACUGCAUCAGCUUUAAUGUAUAGUUUUCAACAUAAAAUUGAAAGUAAUACAUUUUUAUUACAUACAAAACUGUUAUAUGCAAAAAAUCAACUUGAAACUUCUUUACCAAAAAAUUUAAGUAGCAUCAAAAAUGAUAAUAAUAAUAAUGUUGGUGUCAGUGAAUUGGAUCAAAAAAAACCUUACUAUUAUAAUCAUGAGUUUAUUCCAAAAAUUAAAUCAUCAUGGAAUCAAAAUAUUAUAAGUUUAGUCAAUAAUGUUAAUAAAUUUGAUAUCAACGAGUCUA